AUGGCCGACAUAGCACGCGACAAGGCUCGACAACAUGGCGCGGCUGCAGCUUCGACUGCUGCUCCGCGAAGGAUAGACGCUGCCGCCGUUUCUCCUGUAAACGAUGUGGACGUGACGUCGCGCGCAAAGACUCGUUCGUGGGAUUACGUCUGGAGAUCCGGUGUCGCCGGAGGUAUCGCGGGAUGCGCUGCCAAGACGACGGUGGCACCCCUUGAUCGCGUCAAGAUCCUCUUCCAGACCAGCAACCCUCAGUUCGCGAAAUACUCGGGCUCCUCGUUCGGCCUGCCUUCCGCGAUGAAAGACAUAUACCUUUCCGAGGGCGCCAGAGGGCUGUUCAGGGGCCACUCGGCCACCCUCCUGAGGAUCUUUCCCUACGCCGGCAUCAAGUUCCUCGCCUACGAGCAGAUCCGCUCCGUCAUCAUUCCCGACAAACACCACGAGACGCCAUUCCGACGGCUCAUCAGCGGCAGCCUUGCUGGCGUGACCUCUGUCUUUUUCACAUAUCCCCUAGAAGUUGUCCGAGUGCGGCUCGCUUUUGAAACCAGGCGGGAUGGCCGCUCCUCGCUGACAUCAAUAUGUCGCCAAAUCUAUAAUGAGCACCCCAUCGAGAAGACGCGGACUGCGAAACUGCCAAACGCACCGGGCGCUGCGACAGUGGUGGACUCUGCGGCCGCGACGGUUGAGUCUGUUGCGCCGCGCGUCGGUCUCGUCAACUUUUACCGCGGAUUCGCGCCCACCAUGCUCGGCAUGCUGCCGUAUGCUGGCGUGUCCUUCCUCACUCACGACACCAUGUCCGACCUGCUCCGUCUUCCUUCCAUCGCCCAGUACACGACUCUGCCGAAGAAGAAGAACCAUCCGGAAGGAAAGGCCGCGCCUCUCCGGUCCUGGGCCGAGCUGACGGCCGGAGGCGUCGCAGGCAUGAUCUCACAGACAAGCUCGUACCCCCUGGAGGUGGUCCGACGGCGGAUGCAGGUUGGCGGUGCUGUUGGCGAUGGCCACAGGCUGCGAGUCGGUGAAACGGCGGCUAUGAUCUUUCGGGAGCGAGGACUCCGUGGCUUUUUCGUCGGCCUCACGAUUGGAUAUGUCAAGGUGAUACCCCUGGCGGCGGUGAGUUUCUACACUUACGAACGCAUGAAGCUUGUUUUUGGAAUAUAA
Trichoderma citrinoviride is the source of this 1155-nucleotide messenger RNA. Its product is annotated as mitochondrial carrier. The record is from RefSeq and is a predicted model, not a curated record. Gene Ontology annotation, biological process: transmembrane transport. Bases 1 to 1155 code for a protein of 384 amino acids. The transcript has 2 exons. Lineage: Eukaryota; Fungi; Ascomycota; Sordariomycetes; Hypocreales; Hypocreaceae.